AUGCAUUUCCAAUCUCUCUUCAUCUUCGCCGCCGCCGCCCUCCUCGGCCAGGCUGCGGCCCAGAUUCAGACAGUUGGGAGCAAGUGCAAACAGGUACCGGACUGUACCAAGGACAAUGUCGGUGUAGCGUGCAAAGUCACCUGCGAGGACAACCCUGGCGGCACUCGCAUCACCAACGGAUUCUGCAAGAAUGGGGUCUUCGGAUUCAGCUGCACUCCCUAA
This is a messenger RNA of Colletotrichum acutatum, 222 nucleotides long. RefSeq lists its product as uncharacterized. The record is from RefSeq and is a predicted model, not a curated record. The transcript has 2 exons. The coding region runs from base 1 to 222 and encodes 73 amino acids. NCBI's taxonomy places the organism in Eukaryota, Fungi, Ascomycota, Sordariomycetes, Glomerellales, Glomerellaceae.